CCAAAAUUGUCCGAUACUUCAAAUCUUUCCCUUACAUGGAACAAUGGUUUCCGUGUGCUGGCAUUAAAAGGUACCAGUCAAAAUCCCAACGAAGCCUAACCGCGAAACCCACAGCCCACUGCCUUCAACAAUGGAAAAAAUUGUUCAAAGCCUCUCCCCAUUCAUCCCCUUUUCGAAAUCAGAUGAACCGAUCAAUCUUCUAACGAAUCCAAAUUCGACCCACUUCCCUCAGAUGUGUUAAGCACCCCUACAUUCUGUUUAAGCCUUUGAUUUCUCCGUUCCUCUGCUUCUUCCUGUUGUUUCUUCUUCCCCUUUUUUAUUCUCUUCGAUCCCUCUCUUUUUGGAGGGAGGAAGAAGAAAUAGGGGGAAAAUGGAAAACGUAGCUGUCUGGCAAACGGUGGCUUUAUGCGGUUUCCUCUCGUGGAUUGGUUUGGCUUCCUACAUUAACAUAACCCAGAAGCUCAGAUCCUUGCUGCAACCUUGGGUGGCUCGACAUGUCGUCAAAGGCGUUCCUCUCAUCCUCCGAAUCCAGAAAUAUCAGAAUUCGUUCUUCGAUGCUCUGUUUUCUGGGUUGUCUUGCAUUGUUUCUGUGCCCUUCUACACUGCUUUUCUUCCGCUGUUAUUCUGGAGUGGGCAUGGAAAAUUGGCUCGGCAAAUGACUCUUUUGAUGGCGUUUUGUGAUUAUUUGGGGAAUUCCAUCAAGGAUGUGGUAUCAGCUCCUAGACCCAGUUGCCCACCUGUUAGGAGAAUAACUGCCACCAAAGAUGAGGAAGAGAAUGCCAUGGAAUAUGGAUUGCCCUCUUCUCACACGCUAAAUACAGUUUGUUUAUCUGGAUACCUCCUGUAUUAUAUCCUAUCUUAUACUGAAAAUAUACAUGCCUCCUACAUAUUCGUGGGAUUUUCUCUUGUUUGUUUGCUUGUAGGCCUCAUUGGCUUGGGGAGAAUAUACCUGGGCAUGCAUAGCCCAAUUGACAUCAUUUUUGGUCUUGUUUUCGGCUUGAUGAUUCUCUUAUUUUGGUUGAAUGUUCAUGAAUUCGUGGACAGCUUCAUUACCACAGGCCAAAAUGUUACUUAUUUCUGGGGUGCCCUAAGCAUUCUGUUGCUCUUUGCUUAUCCUACACCUGAGUUUCCUACUCCAAGCUUUGAAUUCCACACGGCUUUUGAUGGUGUUGCAUUUGGAAUUGUAGCAGGAGUACAGCAAACAUACCAUCAGUUUCACCAUGAAGCCGUUGCUUGUAUCUUUACUCCACAACUCCCAUUUGCCACGUUUAUUGGUCGGAUGCUUGUCGGUUUACCAACCAUAUUAAUGGUGAAGUUUUGUAGCAAAGCUCUGGCUAAAUGGAUCCUUCCCAUUGUUUCAAACACCUUAGGCUUGUCCAUAAGAUCAACCAGCUAUAUCCCAAUGCUAAAUUCAUCCUCAACUGGUAAGGUAGAUGGGAGCAAACAACGUGGUCCUCUGCACAAGCUGUUCUUCUCAAGUCAGGACUCGUUUGACAUUGACACGGGAAUUAGGUUCGUUCAAUAUGCAGGCCUUGCUUGGUCUGUGGUUGAUCUUGUUCCUUCUCUUUUUUCUUGUUUGAACUUGUGAUCUGCUUAGUUCCAAUCCAAUCAGUUCAAGAUUUUAACCUAAUUGAAUCCUGAGUUCUCUGUAUAUUUUUCAUCUUGCAUAGUCAAUGUUUAGAAGUCUAAUGUCCUUGUGUCAUGGACAUUAUUUUGUAUAAUGAGGUGCGGCAAUUUUAUAUGAAGCCAACGAAUGUGGCCAUUAGCGACUACUAUAUGAGAAACGAACUUUGGAAAUGGAUUGUAAAGUGUAAUGGAGGAAAAUAUGAUUUUUUUUGGUAA
Molecule: messenger RNA, 1842 nt
Organism: Benincasa hispida (wax gourd)
Lineage: Eukaryota; Viridiplantae; Streptophyta; Magnoliopsida; Cucurbitales; Cucurbitaceae
Gene: SPP1
Product: Phosphatidic acid phosphatase (PAP2) family protein
Cellular component (GO): endoplasmic reticulum membrane
Molecular function (GO): sphingosine-1-phosphate phosphatase activity
Source: RefSeq, a predicted model, not a curated record